GAGUUCACAAAACUAGGAAGGAAGGUUCAAAUUCCAGUAUAAAGAUUCUGGCGCCUGAACCAUCAACAUCUGUACAAAACUCUCUCUCUCUCUCUCACAUCGAAGAAGGAGCUUGAUCUAAAAAAUAUUAAUGUUUACCGACUCUCUCUACCUGACGUCACCAAGCAGACCCGACUAGGAACAACCAGUUUAUUUCACUGUUACUCCCAGUUUCUGCAAAAGGCACAAACUCCAUUAUCUCCCCUUCAGAUAACCAACUUCUUGAAUUCUUGAAUUCUUUGGACUUGACCGAACACGAAAGAAAUAUGGAUACUUUGUGCACCACCGAUAUGCUCUUCACCGAACUGUGUGGCGACCACACCCACCUCAACUCUGACCUCCCUCAGGCGAUGAGGGUGUCCCUUAGCGGAGAAGACGACGGGCAACGGAGCAUGCUGACCCCGCCCGACAGCCCGGUCUUUGCAGAGCUGACCACACCCAACGGGCACCAUAAGGGGUUAUACCAAGACGGAGUGGUUCCCAACUUGGAAUUUUUGCCAUUAUGUGACAACUUUAAUAUGAAUACUGUGUAUUCGCCUUUUUCAGACCAACCCUUCUGUGAAGGACUCAUUCGUGAUGCUCCGUUUGGAACGUCGACAUAUGUACCUGCUAUGCAGGGACCCGAAUUUACUGAUUUUACUGACUCUUUUUCCAAUUGGAAUCAACAGUCAUACCCUCCCAGUGCGUAUGAAGUGAACAGAUCAACCUUCGACGCACCUUUCGAAACAUUGCCUAAUGUUGAGAACUUCCUGAAGACACUUGCCGAACCGUCGCGUCCAACGGGACAUAACUCGGCAGGAGAAGAAACAGAAUUCGACAGCGAGAGUGAAGCAAGCUUUACCCUCCCUAACUCCCCAGCAACAUCCGACGACGGUUACCUGUCGCUUUCUUCUAGCUUCAACCCACAGCACCGCACCCACAACUACCAGAGAAGAACGGUCGAUAAACAGUUGUCGGUUCUUCGAGGUGUGACAAACAAGAGCUGUCACAAGAGGGGGCGUGGCCGCCCACGCAAGAUGCACUCCAGCACCAGUGGGGAGGACAGUGAUGAAGAAGUGACAACAAGACGCGGACGUGGGAGGAGAGAUGCAAUGCGUGGCAACCAUCUGUGGGAGUUCAUACGAGAUUUGCUGAAGGAUAAUCACUGUUGCCCUAAGUUCAUUCGAUGGGAGGACAGAAAAGAUGGCGUCUUCCGGUUCGUUAACUCAGAGGCUGUUGCUAGGAUGUGGGGCCAGAAGAAAAACAACCCACACAUGACAUACGAGAAACUAAGCCGAGCUAUGAGGUACUACUACAAGCGUGAGAUUUUAGAGAGAGUCGACGGCCGUAGACUCGUCUACAAGUUCGGCAAGAAGGCGCUUGGAUGGAGGGAAGCCGCUGGCUUAGAGAUAAAGACAGAGAGCGCCUGAAGUCGAGACUAAGGUUGGGUCAAAGUUGAAAGUCUACGUCAGAUACUGACGGCUAUUUCAUGUCGACUGAUUUGCCCUUUUAUGUAUUAUUGUUAUUUUACUUUUUUUAUCUUUUUUUUUUUAAAGAAAUUGUGGUUCUUGGAACCCAGUCAGAUAUCAACGGCUAUUUCCUUGGAACCCAGUCAGAUAUCAACGGCUAUUUCGUGAACAAUGUUUUUGUUUUGUAAAUACCACUAUAUGGAUCGCCGGUUUACGAAUACAUGUAAUGUUAUGGGCAGACGAAAUCCGACGACUGUUUUAUACUUGAUUUUACUUGAAAGUGCCUGACUUCUUCUGAUGUUGCUAUUAUUCAGAACUUUCAACUCAGAAAGCUUUGGUCCUUCAUAGUUAUACGAAGGCCAGAUUUGAUACAAAGAUAACUUUAUUUUUUUUAAGAAAAAAAGUAUAUUGAAAAAAAUAUAAAUUUAAAAGGGUAUUAAAAAUUAAAAGGCAUACUAAUGUUUUUUUUUUUAGAAUUUAUUUAUCUGAAGAAAAAAAUGUAAAUUUAAUAAACUUAAACAAAUUGAAUUGCCUUUUCUAAACGUUUUGUAUACGUCAGCUGAUAAGUAGAGUUAAAAUUUGAGAAGUAUUUUUUUAAAUCACGUUUUUAUACAUUUUGUACGGUUGCGAUCACUUUUUAAUUAAGAUCGAAAUAUUUUGAAGUUUAAGUUACUUGGUUAUAAAAUUACAGUACUUUGAGCAAACAGUAGUAGUUUUUAAUUUUGAGAAUAUUUUGUUUCUAUUGUGUCAUG
Messenger RNA from Asterias rubens (European starfish), 2239 nucleotides. RefSeq names its product ETS-related transcription factor Elf-4-like. Bases 306 to 1448 code for a protein of 380 amino acids. Gene Ontology annotation, molecular function: DNA-binding transcription factor activity, RNA polymerase II-specific; sequence-specific DNA binding. Gene Ontology annotation, cellular component: nucleus. The transcript is spliced from 9 exons. Gene Ontology annotation, biological process: cell differentiation; regulation of transcription by RNA polymerase II. The record is from RefSeq and is a predicted model, not a curated record. Lineage: Eukaryota; Metazoa; Echinodermata; Asteroidea; Forcipulatida; Asteriidae.